AUGAAGAAAUCUACGGCCGACAAGGAGAAUUGCCCGGCUGAUUCGAAACGCUACACCAAUUUGAAGAUGAAGGAAGAGGUAGAGGCGAAGAAGGCCAAAGCGAGGAAGAGGGUGGGCUUUGUGUCUUCCCAACCGACCGAGGUGCUCACGUUCGAGAAGGACGAGGCGCCCGAGAUCAACCUGGCGAGCAUCGUCAGCCGAAGCUCAUCGCGAACGGCCGCGCGCGUCCCAAUCAGCCCCAUCGCACCCAAGGCGAGGAAGGGCGACACGAUGAUCGUGGAGGAGGUGCUCGAAUGGGAUGAAGACGACGACGAGGCUGGCGGUAUGAGCUGCUUCUCUCUGCACGAUCUGCAGGGCGAGGUCAAGGUCACGCGCGANACCGAGCAGAUGAGCAUGGCCGAGCUGCGGCGCGAGCUGCAAGAACGACGCAAAUCGACCGCUGGCACUAAGUCCGAGCUCAUCCAGAGGCUGAACCGAGCGCUCAAGAGAGCCAAGGACGUUGAAGUGAUGGACGAUUAA
Acanthamoeba castellanii str. Neff is the source of this 519-nucleotide messenger RNA. RefSeq names its product SAP domain containing protein. The record is from RefSeq and is a predicted model, not a curated record. The coding region runs from base 1 to 519 and encodes 172 amino acids. The transcript has 2 exons. NCBI's taxonomy places the organism in Eukaryota, Discosea, Longamoebia, Acanthamoebidae.